Messenger RNA from Zea mays, 2725 nucleotides. RefSeq lists its product as uncharacterized. Gene Ontology annotation, molecular function: protein binding. The transcript is spliced from 3 exons. Gene Ontology annotation, cellular component: cytoplasm. Bases 791 to 2212 code for a protein of 473 amino acids. The record is from RefSeq and is marked validated. NCBI's taxonomy places the organism in Eukaryota, Viridiplantae, Streptophyta, Magnoliopsida, Poales, Poaceae.
GCCCCCACCAGAGCAGAGGCCGCCACGCGCUCUCGUCCCUUCUCAACCCCUCCUUCUCCUCCGCUCCCCCCGCGCGGCGCGGAAGAGAGACCAAAGGGGACGGCAGCCAGGAAGGAAGAGGAGGCUUCGAGAUUUUUGCGGAACCCCCACGCCACCCCCCUCUGCACACCACCACAACCUUCUCCUCAUAGCCUGCCUCUCGCGUAGGGUUUGCGCGCGCCACCGUCUCCACUCCAAUCCCAGCACCACCCGUCCUACCGCCGCCGCAUUCGGAGCUCUGCAUCUGCCUGCAGCCCGAUUCGCCAAUCGCCACCGAGCCUCGAGAAGCCUCGCCGUACCGGUUUGGGGAUUUCUGGUUUCCCUUUCUCACUGUUACUGUUGCUGGGAUCUGAGGAGUGUUUGUAUUGGUGCUAAUUGUUUCUGCCGAUUUGGGCGUGAUUAUCCAGGCUGAGUGGUAUUGGUGAUGUCGGCUGAUUAGAUUUGGGGGUGUAUUGGUAGAGGGGAUUCGUUUUUUUUAGGAGGGGGACGUCUGGACGUCUACCUUCUCUGCUAUUGGAUUGGGCUCCGUGAUCGAGACUGCUCCGUGAAGUUUUUGGUCCUAGGGAUUGUGUUUUUUUGAUCGGCCCGGACCAGGAAUAGAGGGUUCUUCUCUUGAGAAGAUCUAGGGCCGCGUGUUCUAUCGUCGUCUGUAGAUAAAAUCAAAAGAAAAAAGAAAAAAAGAAAAUAGAGAGGGAGAAAAAAAAGAGAGAGCGAGAGAUAUAGAGAGGUAGUGGAAGGGAGGUUGGAGGUUAUGGCGCUGAAUUACUCGUCACGCUCGCUCCUGGUGACCGAUGAAUGUGCCAACAUGAUGCUUGGUUGUGGGUGCUGGUCGGAUGAGGCCUCUCCUGUAUCAUCCUCCGGGGUGAAUUCACUGUGGUGGAAUGAGCCUGAGAUGGAGAUGAAGGAGGCGGAUCCUGUGGAUCUCUUACCCACGGACCCCUUUGGGAUGAACCUGGAAACUACGUUCACAGCUGCGAUCGCCAGUUGCAUCGGGGACCUCACGUUCAUGUCUGGUGCUGGGCAUUUUGGAAGCGGUGAUGACGAUGAUUUCUCUGAUGACCUGAGUUAUUACUUGAACCAGGCUUUUAUGCUCACUCCGGAGCCAUGGAGUGGUGCCUAUACUGGUGGUUUUGAGGAUUCUUUUGUGUGUGGAGGCCUCUCAGGUGCUGGAGGCAUGGAACAGUUUUCACGGUUGCCUCCUAGUAUGUCCUACUCUAUUGGGGUCAUGGAGGACCCAUAUAGCUCUUGUCACCCAGCUUUGUCAUGCUGUGAUAAUAUGGUUGAGGAGGACCCAUCUAGCUCUUGUAACCCAGCUUUGGCAUGCUGGGAUAUGGUUGAUGUUGCUCCUGUCCAGGAGGGAAAUGAUGCACAUGAAGCGAUGGUGUUUGUUCUGAGCUAUCUUGGCUUACGUGACAUCCUCUCUGUUGAGAUGGUGUGCAAGUCAUUGCAUUCAGCUGUCCGGAACGAACCCUUUUUAUGGAAGUGCAUCCAUAUUGACUCGCGCUUGGGGAAGAAGAUGUCUGAUGCUGAUCUUCUGUGCCUGACACAGAAGUCCCCAGGUUCUAUGCAGUGCCUGAGUCUUAUGCACUGUAACAACAUCACAGAUCAGGGAUUGAAAGCUGUUUUAAAGAGUAAUCUACAGUUAACAAAGUUGGGCAUUUUUGGUGCUUUCCGGAUUACUUAUCAAGGUCUUAUUGACAGUCUGAGGUCAUUUAAUAUGGAAACAGAUAUUGGUAUAAAGAAACUCAGAGUUACAAAUCACGUCACUGCAUCAGAAGCGCAAUAUGAAGAGUUGUUGUCCUUGAUGAAAAUAGACAAGAAGAUGGCAUUACACAAACAGGAGCCUCGGAUCUUUCAUUCUGGUCGUCUUUUACUAGAUCUUUAUGGUGGAUAUGUUCCCGAUUCUUUCGUACCAGAGCUUCAUGAUGAAUUUGCUCUUGAUAUUGAGAAGUGCCCUCUUUGUCCAAACUACAAACUUGUUUAUGAUUGCCCAUCAAAGGAGUGCAAGAACAGCAGACAUAGUACUUGCAGAGGGUGUAUUGUUUGCAUCUGGAGAUGUUUGCUAUGUGGGAGAUGUAUAGACAUUGCCAAUGUGUUCCAAGAGUCGUUUUGUUUGGGGAAACUUUGCCGUGACUGUGUCAAAUAUGAAGACUUGCUCCCCACAGAAAAGUAGAUGUUCGAAUCUGUUAUCUUCAUUGGAUGGAUACAGUUUUAACUUUUAACAUAACAUUUCUUCUGUUGAUUGAUGCUCCCAUCCAUCAGUAUCUUGACUGAGUAUUUCUAACAAGGAAAAGAAAAAAAAGAGGUAUACCAAUUUGCUAUCGGUGUAGUUGCAAUGACUGAAAUUGUUUUUGCUUACAAGAAAAAGAAAAAAAACGGUAUAACCAGAAGACGAUCAUGGUUUCCCUAUCAAGGUGUCAGCCGACAACUAACAAUUGCGGUAUGUUUCCUUUUGGAAUAAUCAAGUGCUCUGCUCCGGAGUUUGGACAACAGUACAAACAUUCUCCCAGCAGGCUGCUUGAUGCUGCAUCUUCCUGGAACAUCAGAAGUUAUUGAUUUCAUUUGCCCUCAAAAUAUCAGAUGUAUCUAUCUGUCCAAUGUUACCUAUCUAGCUGUGUGGCUGUGUGCUAUGUUACUUGACAAUUGACAAGUUAUUGGAAUAAAUAAAGACAAACUUCUAACUUAA